Messenger RNA from Saccoglossus kowalevskii, 390 nucleotides. RefSeq lists its product as uncharacterized. The record is from RefSeq and is a predicted model, not a curated record. Lineage: Eukaryota; Metazoa; Hemichordata; Enteropneusta; Harrimaniidae.
AUGUCAGUGCUGAGAUACAUCACUAAUGAGACUACACGCUUCCAUAUAUUUGUCUCUAACAAUGUGUCUACAAUUCAUGAGGGAUCAGAGGUGUCUCGGUGGAGGUACAUGAAUACGAAAUUAAACCCAGCAGAUGAUGUUUCAAGGGGUUUGAUAAUAACUGACUUCAUAAAAUGCAAGCAAUGGGUUACUGCUCCAGGUUUACUGUGGUCUCCAGAAUCUGAAUGGCCAGGGAAUCAAGUAGUUUUAGAGAGGAUUCACGAUGAGGAUCCUGAAGUGAAGAAGCUCUCAGAUAUUGUUCUAAUAGAUGAGCAAUCUAGCUUCAUGAGUAGUCUAAUUUCACUUUUUUCAAGCUGGAUGUCACUGAAGCGGACAGAGAAUGGAUCUUAA